UUAGCCCCCCCAAAUUUGUUUUAUUAAUAACUUUUAAACUAAAAGUGUGCAAACGAAAAAUCGAGGUGUGCAUAAAUGUGCAAACGAUGUGCAAUCGAAUGAGCUAAAAAAAGUUAUUUUUUUUCAAUUUCGGGGGGCUAACUUCACGCAGGUCUCGCUCCUGCAUUCUCGCGUUUUCUCACACUCCAUCAUUCCACUCGCAUCCACUCUCGCUCGCUAUCCUUCUUGAGCUUGUGUUGGUGCUUGCUUUCCUCUCAACCACACUGCGGGGCUGUGCUCUCUGUCACACUACCAUCCCGCCUUCUCGCGGAACGGAAUCAGCAGCUCAUUCCGCCGAACAGUUCGCGAACACCGUUUCUUCGGAAACUCCUGUCAGGCUCAAAAGUAAAGUAUCCUUCGCUACUAGCAGAAUCAGUUUGUACUUUCAUUGUUGCGCGUCAAAUGUUGAAGUACGGAUUAACUCUGCUUAUGGCAAAGGUUAGUUUAUUUUAGAGGUGAUGAGUUUUUGUCUGAAAAGUUUAAUUUCUCUCAGUGAAUAGAAUAUAGAUGAUUUUUCGAGAAUAUUCUCAAAAAAAUAUAUUUGAGAGCUAUAAAGAAUUUUCGUAUUCUGUGUUAUUUAAGACAUAUUUUAAAAUUUAAUAAAGACGAAAUAAUAAUUUGCACAUUGAUUAAGCAUCUUAAAAUAAUUGUUUUAGGUCAUUUAUCACGAAAUGGAAAUGUUUGUGAAACAAUCAAAUGAAAAGGCAAAUAUAAUAUUGCAACGUUAUGUUGACAAUUACAAGUUUAUUUACGGCAGUUAUAUUUUAUGGGCUUGGAUAUCAGUGGUUGUCGUCGUUUCCGGACCAAUAUAUCUUCCAGACGAAUUUCCUACUAAUGCAGUAUAUCCAUUUUCUGUGGAGCAUCCCUUAAUAAAAAGUAUAAUUUAUUUACAGCAAUCAAUAGCCGGCUUUCAAGUUUCUGCUUCAAUGUCUAUCGAUUACAACAUUGCGAUUCUUUUACUUUAUUGUGCAGCAAGAUUAGAAUUGUUAACCCAAAACAUCCGUACUGUCAUAAAUGAAAAUGAAUUAAAUACGUGUAUUAAAUUUCACAAUGAAAUAUUAAGAUAUACGAAAGAAGUGAUUAGUGUGAUAACACCUAUGAUUUUCACUACGAUAAUGACGACAGCUAUGUCAGUUAUUUUUGGAAGUUUAUAUAUAAUAACUGAUCAGCCUCUAAUGGUCAAACUGCAAUAUGCCGCCAUAGUAUUCACCGCUAGUAUGGUACUUUUUGCGUGUUCUUUGUCAGCUGAUAAAUUAAUGCAUAUGAGUAACAGAAUUUGUUUGGGAGCGUAUGAGUCACAAUGGUUUAAAGGAAGCGUGAGCAUGCAAAAAAAAAUCAUUCAAAUUCUUUUCAGAGCGCAGAAACCUGAAGUUAUCAGCAUUACUGGUAUGAUUCCAGCUUUGACGUUGCGUUACUACAUAGGGGUAAGGAUAAUGCAUUUUUUUAAAUAUGUAUGCAUAUUCAUAUACAUAUACACAGGGAGAUUCAGAACAACCAUUUGUCCUUAAAGUGUUGUAUAACUGAGUCAUUUCUGAGACGAUUUUUCCUUUGCCAAAAUUGUGAGCAAUGCCUAGUUUUUAAACUAGAAGCAAAAAUAGUUGGCGAAUGACAGGUUGCAUACGGAUGGUAGGCAGGGGCGGCGUACUCAUCACCCGACGCGGGCGCUUACGUCGGGUACUAGUGGCAAUUAACUGAUUGCUCUCUAAUGACAAACGAUGUUCUGAUACACAUUUACAUAUACCACACACACACGCACAUGCACACGCAUACGCACACGCACACGCUCACGCUCAUGUUCACGCUUGCUUACUCGCUCACUCGCUCUCUCUCUCUCUCUCUCUCUCUCU
This is a messenger RNA of Solenopsis invicta (red fire ant), 1886 nucleotides long. Its product is annotated as odorant receptor 30a. The transcript has 4 exons. Lineage: Eukaryota; Metazoa; Arthropoda; Insecta; Hymenoptera; Formicidae. Gene Ontology annotation, cellular component: plasma membrane. The coding region runs from base 711 to 1547 and encodes 278 amino acids. Gene Ontology annotation, molecular function: olfactory receptor activity; odorant binding. Gene Ontology annotation, biological process: detection of chemical stimulus involved in sensory perception of smell; sensory perception of smell. The record is from RefSeq and is a predicted model, not a curated record.